ACAUAAAAUAAGAAAUUUAAUUUUGUUUAAUGCAGAAGCACUUCAAAGUUAUCUGUAGGAAAAGUGAAGAACAAAAGAUUCCGAAAAGUUUACAAUAGUUAAAAAAAAAUUUUGUUGGUAAUGGAAGUGGAAAAAAGUGUUAAUGAGGUUCCAGAGCUGAAGGAAAAUAGAGAUUCUUCUAUGCAUGAAACUAAUGAAAAAGAGCAAAUGCACCAGCAAGCUACAAUUGAGUCGAUUCUACCUGGAGAGAACCAAGCAGAUCUAGACCCAAAUUUUAAAGUAACUCUUAACAAACUAUGGUUACAAGGUUCCAAUACAACUUGCUCAAUUCUAGUUAAAGGUUUGGCGCUUGAAGUAAAGGCUAGAAAUUUAGAGCUUUUUAUUCUUCCUUACGAUAAAGAUUCACUACAUGCAAUGGUGCAGCAAAAAAAUUUAACAUCCUGUAUAGAAAUGAUCUAUAAUGGUGCUGAUAUUAAUGCCAAAGAUAAAAUGGGUGAAACUCCAUUACACCUUGCUGUUUUGCAAGAUGAUUUAGACAUUUUAAAAUCUUUGCUUUUUCUUGGUGCUGAUGUCAGCAUUAAAAACGAUAAUGGUAAAACUGCAAUAGAAAACAUUGACCAAAAUCAAAAAUACUCCAAUGACAUUAAAGAGAUUUUUUCUCUCUUUGAAAUAGACAAAGAUAAAAUUAAAGAAUGUAAGAAAAUCCAACUACCUGAAACUUCAUCACACGCACAAUCUGUUUUGAAAAUGAAGACAAAGAAAGAAGCUGUUCUUUCAUUAGAUGGUGGUGGAAUACGUGGACUAGUUUUAAUAGAAAUAUUGUUGACACUUGAAACGUUAACUGGAUGCCAAAUAUAUGACCUAUUUGAUUGGAUCAGUGGAACUAGUACUGGCUCUGUUUUGGCAGUGUCAAUAGCAAAUGGUAAAAGUCUUCGCUAUAUGCAACGCGCAUAUUUACGUCUCGCUCAUGAAUGUUUCGUUGGAAGUAAACCUUACUCAACUGAACUAAUGGAUAAAUUUCUGAUGAAUGAAUUUGGUGAUAAUAAAAAAAUGAAUGAAAUAGAACAUCCAAAGUUAAUUAUACCAGCAGUGCUAACAGACAGAAAACCAGCUAUGCUACAUAUUUUUCGAAACUACGAUGCUCCAUAUGAUGAUAAUUACCAAAUUAAAGAUGAUAAAUUUCCACAACCUGCAUUACCUUCUGACCAAACCAUUUGGUUAUCAGUAAGAAAUUCUUGUUCAGCACCAGUAUAUUUUCGACCAAAUGAUCGUUACAUAGAUGGAGGGUUUAUAGCCAAUAAUCCUACACUUGAUACACUUGCUGAAAUACACAAGUAUAAAAAGUACCAUGGUAACACAAGUGAACAGCAAGCUGAUAAUAUAGGGGUUGUUGUUUCUUUAGGUAUGGCUUUUUUUUUUUUGCAUAAAUUUGCCUGUUCAAGGUCAAGGGUUUGGACACUACUGUAGUGACUACUCUUUUUA
Hydra vulgaris (swiftwater hydra) is the source of this 1482-nucleotide messenger RNA. Lineage: Eukaryota; Metazoa; Cnidaria; Hydrozoa; Anthoathecata; Hydridae. The record is from RefSeq and is a predicted model, not a curated record.